Molecule: messenger RNA, 948 nt
Organism: Diabrotica balteata
Lineage: Eukaryota; Metazoa; Arthropoda; Insecta; Coleoptera; Chrysomelidae
Source: the annotation of a GenBank genome assembly
GUAAUACGUCAAAUUAUGAGAGUAAAAUUUUCGGAAUUUAAAAUUAGGUAAAUUUUUUAUUCAACAAUUAUGGUUCUUAGAAGACUUAUAACUUAUCGUCGGUUGAAUUAUGUUAGAACCUAUUGCAACAAGAACGAAUCAAAAUCACAGGAUAAAGAUGCCCCAAUCCUGACAAUUCCUCAAAAUUUCAGUAGACUGGGGGACAAUGGUACUUCGAAGACUAUAAACGGGGAAGUUAUGGAUAAGGAUAAUGAAAUUUUUAAUGCCAUAGGGGCAACGGAAGAGCUUUUGAGUUAUCUGGGCUUAGCUCGUGAACAUGGUCAUGAAUCGGAACAGCGAUAUACAGAUAAGUUAAAAAGAGUUCAAACAAUAAUUAUAGAUAUUAGUACAGCCAUUUCCAAGUCAACUACCAAUAAAUCUGUAAUUCCUACAGUUUAUACCAAAGAAUUAGAGGACUGGAUCCAAGAAUAUUCUAAACAAUUACCUCCUCCUGAGCAGUAUAUAAUCCCAGGUGGAGGUAUAGCAAGUGCCUCAUUACAUGUAGCUAGAGCUAUUUGCAGAAAAACUGAAAGAGUAAUUGUGCCAUUAGUACGAAAAGGUAGUUUAGAUAAAGAAGCUCUAAUUUAUCUCAACCGACUGUCUGACUUCCUGUUUACAGCUUCUAGAAUAGCAGCUAAACACGACCAACGAGCCGAGAGCAUUUAUAUACCUAAACAAGAUGAGAAAAUCCAAGCACACGACGAAGAAAACAAUAAUCAAAACAGUAUAUUGAUCGAAAAUCAUUGAAAGUAUUGGUUGUGUAUUUUAUACAAAGAACGAAGUAUUUUUUGUUCUGCAUUAAACUGAAAGCACAAAACGUGAAAACCUAUUUACUUGUUUUGAUUUUUAAGAUGUUAGUUUAUGUAAUCUUGUUAGAAUUGAUUAUAUAUAAUUAUAUAGUUUUCCUGC